UUUGAUUGGAAGAAUGCUCCUCGCCUCGACUUUCUCUCUCUAACACGAAACCCUAAAAAAUUCAGAGGUGAAUUAAAACCCGCUCAUAUCUCACAACACGAAAUCUGACAGCAACCCUUAUUGGAUUCUCCUUCCACGUUCUCUUUCGUCCAUUUCAUAUGGAGAUAUGCAGCUGAAUUUCCUUAUAGCUCCAUUUGAAAAAGGCAGAAAAAGGGAAAAAAACAAGGGAAUCAGCGACAAGCAUAUCUCCAGUUGGUGGGGAAAGUGAAGAAAGAAAACCGUAGAAAAGAAUGGGCUCUAUGGAAUGGGAAAGCAACCAUUGGAUCUGGGAUGGUGUUUGUUAUCCCCAUUUAUUUGGCGGUUUAAUGCUUACAGUUGCCAUUUUUGGGCUAUCUACUGGUUAUUUUGGAUCCAUUGGGGUUCCAGGGUUCCCGUAUUCGUUGCCGGAUUUCGGAAUUUUUCAGAAGAAGAAAUGUAUGAAAAAAAAAGUUAGGGUUUAUAUGGAUGGUUGUUUUGAUCUCAUGCAUUAUGGCCAUGCAAAUGCACUAAGGCAGGCUAGGGCUUUGGGUGAUGAACUGGUGGUGGGAAUGGUGAGCGAUGAAGAAAUUAUCAAGAAUAAGGGGCCUCCAGUUUUAUCCAUGGAGGAGAGGAUGGUGAUGGUAAGUGGGUUGAAAUGGGUGGAUGAGGUCAUAGCCAAUGCUCCUUAUGCCAUCACCGAGAAUUUUAUGAACAGUCUAUUUGAUGAAUAUAAAAUUGACUACAUUAUACAUGGAGAUGAUCCUUGCUUGCUUCCGGAUGGAACUGAUGCUUAUGCUCUGGCAAAGAAGGCUGGGCGGUACAAGCAAAUCAAGCGCACAGAGGGUGUCUCUAGCACAGAUAUUGUCGGUAGGAUACUUUCACAUGUCAAGCCUUCAGAAAAUGGCAACAACAAUGAACAUGCUUCUUCCCAAGAACAAAUUCCUCAUGGGCAGACUGAGGAUGUUGCUGCUGUUUCAUCUCAAAUAUCCCAGUUCUUGCCUACUUCUCGACGAAUUGUGCAGUUUUCAAAUGGGAAGGGACCAGGGCCUGAUGCUCGGGUGGUGUACAUUGAUGGUGCCUUUGAUCUCUUCCAUGCUGGUCAUGUGGAGAUUCUGAAGUGUGCAAGGCAACUUGGAGAUUUUCUGCUUGUAGGCAUUCACACUGACCAAACUGUUUGGUGAGGUCUCAAUCUUUGUGCUCAAAUGUUGUUUUUAUUUUCUAAACCGACAUUCAUAAUGAUUUAAGUGCUAUUCUGUUUUUUCCUCCUUGAGUGACCUUUAAAUCCUUUUCUUGAAUAGAUAUAAGUAUAAAUAAAUACAUCAAUAU
This is a messenger RNA of Amborella trichopoda, 1344 nucleotides long. Lineage: Eukaryota; Viridiplantae; Streptophyta; Magnoliopsida; Amborellales; Amborellaceae. The record is from RefSeq and is a predicted model, not a curated record.